This is a messenger RNA of Zootoca vivipara (common lizard), 2710 nucleotides long. RefSeq names its product ciliogenesis and planar polarity effector complex subunit 2 (gene CPLANE2). Lineage: Eukaryota; Metazoa; Chordata; Lepidosauria; Squamata; Lacertidae. The record is from RefSeq and is a predicted model, not a curated record. Gene Ontology annotation, molecular function: GTPase activity; GTP binding.
UGACGCCAGACGCAAGCGGGGUGGAAAUGUCUGCCCAGUGCAGUUUUUCUGUGCACAUUCAGCAAGCUUAGCCCAUUGAGACACUCCCCUAUCAUCCUUGACCAGGUCUUUACUCUCCACAAGUACUGAAGGACCGCUCUACUGCAUGACUGAGCAAGAGAAAUGAGCAGAGCCUUUUUUGUGAAACAUCAAGGAAGGUGAGUAUGAUUGUCCCCCCAGGAUCUGUCGUCGUCACAGAUUGGCACAAGACUCAAGAGGGCAAGGAAUACUUCGCCACUCUCUUGCGCCAGAACAAGCGCAGGCUCUUUGGGCUGACUGAAAGGCCAGUGCUGCCCCCACAAGUGGGUGCCGAUAUUGCAAGCUACAAGGUCUUCGUGUCAGGGAAGAGCGGCGUGGGCAAGACUGCCCUGGUGGCCAUGCUGGCUGGUCUGGAGGUGCCGUUGGUCCACCAUGAGACAAUAGGGAUCCAGACCACAACUGUGUAUUGGCCAGCCAAGCUCAGAGAUAGUGGGAAAGCCAUCUUCUUCAAGUUCUCCUUCUGGGACUGUGGCGAAGCUGUCCUUAAGAAGUUUGAUCAUGUCCUGCCGGCUUGCACAGAGAAAGUGGACGGUCUCCUGCUCCUCUUUUCAUUCACAGACCGGGCAUCCUUUGAUGACCUGCCAAACCAAAUUUCCCGGGUGGCUGAUGGAGCCAAUAAUGCCAUCAGAAUGGUGGUUGGCACCAAGUUUGACCAGUUCGCCCACACCGACGUCACAGGCCGGGACGUGGCCGCCUUCUGCCAUACUUGGGGCUUGCCUGUCUUGCGGGCCAAGAGCGUCAACGCACCACGGUUGGCCGACGGACAGACCCUGGACGGCCGUGCUGGACUCUCGGAUGUGGCCCACCUCCUGAACGGGCUGGCAGAGCACCUCUGGCGGCAGGACCAGCUGGUGGCCGGCCUCAUUACUGCCUCCGUGACUCCUGGGCCUCUGGAAGAGCAAAAUCCCUGGUGAAAGUACCCUGGUGUGGCCCAUCUUUUUUUCAUAACUUUCCCCCCAAAAGAGCCAUUGGGUGGCACUCAAGAGCUUUGAGUAAAAAAGGCUUCUGCCAAGCCUGGGCCUGGAGGACCGCUAGGCUGAAGCCAUCGCUGCCAUGGCAACCACAGUGGCAGGAACACAUUAUAGCCAUGCUUAGGAGAGAGCAGGUCUGGCUGAUGGAGAAGAGAGCCUCCUCAAGGCCGGGUGGCCUUCUGAGAGACUCUUCCCCCCGCCACCCUCCACGAAGCCCACAGCACCCUUAUUGUUUGCGCAGAUUAAUCCGGGGUCUGUUAACACUGAAUUUGGGCUCUGGGCUUCGACUUGGUAGGAAGAAGAAUGAGGAAUACUUCUGCCUUCUCCUUAGCCAUGAGCAGGUGGUGUCCCAAAAGGAAAUCGGCCUCUCCCUGUGGUGGAGUCGGAUCGUGCCCACAGGGAGUGGGCAAAGUGUACCCAGCCUUCUCUGUAGUUUGGUGUUGCUUUCACGCCAAGAAAUGGCUUUCAUUUAUCUGAGAGCUUGUGUGGCAUGUGUUUCAUUCUGCUAAAGGCUCAGUAGCAGCAGCCCAACCACCGCCCCCCCAGUCAAGUUUGGGCUCCUGCCGAGGUCAAAACAGCAGCACCCCCUGCUUCUUUCCCCAUGGAUCUCCCCUUGCCCUCCAAAUUCUGUGUAAUGAAAGACUCCGCAGGUCUGGAGAUGCUGUUCGCCUGGAAGGCCCAACUGCUUUGCAGUGAACGCUUCCCAAACGGCAGGCAGCAGAUGGCCCAAAGUGUCUUGGGACUUGCCAUGCUCGCUAUCUGCCAGGCUUACUUGGGGGUAGAAUGGGGGCGCAGGCGCUGUCUCCACAGAACUGCGGCUGCUGGCUGCCCUCCCCUCAGCUCAGUGCUCCUGGGAUGCAGACAGGCUGGUUCUUUCUCUCCCUUUUUUGAUGAUAUUAGAGGUUUCCUGACACAACCCUGCUGGAAGGCUCUGGGUGGGCAGAAAACAGCAGGCCCUCAGGCAGAAAACAGGAGUGUAGAAAAAUGGUUGCAUUUUUAAGAUCCUUGCCCACCGCUGCCUCCCUGCUGAACCUUAAAAAGGCCCCUUCCUACCAAGGGAGCCAGACUCGGUGGCUACAACCCAGGGCUGGCUUCACCUGUGCCCUCAUCCCUCCUGCUGGCAUCUCUUUCAUGGUCAUCGGGGAACUCGGUAGAGCAUGGGGUGCUUAUUCUCAAGGUGAUGAUUGUAGCGGGUUGGACUAGAUGACCCUUGUGGUCCCUUCCAACUCUGCCCUUCUGUGAUGAACGUUAACCCAGUAUGCAGUGUUUUAGCAUUUGCCUUCACAAUCGUCCUCCCAAGAUGGGCCAAUGGGGGCGGGAUUGUAACUGGCUGCUUUUCCCCAAACUCUGUGCUGUGAGAAAUCGUGACGUGCAAGGAAAGGCUCUCAGCCAGGGCCUGACUGCUCCCUAUGUCCACUUAAUCUCUGCCCCCACUGGCGCUGCUUUGCUCUGCGCAGCUUAGAGAGGAGGCUAAUGGGCCUGGGAGGUUUUCCUACCUCUCCGGAGAGGCGGAGGCAACUUCUCAUAUGUCAAUACCCCAGGAUCAACAUCUUUUUAUUAUUAAAGAUUUUCUUGAUUUACAGAAAUAUAUGCAAUGUCUCGUAACAUUUUCACAAAUCGGUUUCAUUUGCUGAGACAUUGGGAAGAAAGAGGGGGAUAGA